Anisakis simplex (herring worm) is the source of this 825-nucleotide messenger RNA. Lineage: Eukaryota; Metazoa; Nematoda; Chromadorea; Rhabditida; Anisakidae. The record is from the annotation of a GenBank genome assembly.
AUGGAAGUUGAGAACUCGUUGAGAGUUGGAAGCGUUCUGAAGCGUUACAGAUAUGCGGAUGUGAGACAUGAAUCAACGGCAGUAGCAGCGGAUGUGAAGCAUGAUGAGGGUAUUGUGAUUUGCAAGAGAACAUCAGCUGAUGAAUCAUCAUUAACAUGUCGUGUGGUUAACAGUGACGAUGAUUCAGAAGUACGAAUAAAGCGAAUUAAAACUGAUGACACGGCUCGCUCUCUUCUCAGCGAUCACAAAGGUCGAUCAUCGUACAGCAAUGUGGUCGUGAGUUUGCAAGACUAUCUGCCCACAUCGACUGUUGACGAGACAAUGGACAAUUGCAGCACUGAGGAUAGCAGCUUGCAAUUAGACGAUAACAUUCACAUCAAAUAUGCUGAUUCGCAUGCUGCAGCAACACGUCCGAAACAUAGCACUCCAACGAUUGAAAGACCUCGUGCGCAGUACGCAAGUACCAUUCAGCAUACGUCAUCCAUGCCCAAAACAUUAUGGCGUGCAUCGUCACUUCUUUCUGAACAGGCAACUACGUCAUUGCCACUCCAAGACACCAAUUUCAACACUCUACAAAAACUGAUGGUGAAACAAAAAGCGAUGUGCGAAUUGAGUUCGUCGUCGUCAAGUCCGGACAGUAGCCUAGGCCAAGAGCCAGAUUCAUCACUCAGCGGCGAUACAUCGACACUACCCGCUGCUGCUAUGAACAACAAAGUCACAUCUGUGUUAGCACCACAAUCCUCAUUCACUACAUGGCCUUGGCUUACGGGUUUGUUGCAGUUUUCAUUCCUCAUUAAAAUUUCUAUUCAAGUGCACUUUGGCUGA